Messenger RNA from Populus euphratica (Euphrates poplar), 2542 nucleotides. Its product is annotated as transmembrane 9 superfamily member 12. Gene Ontology annotation, biological process: protein localization to membrane. The record is from RefSeq and is a predicted model, not a curated record. Gene Ontology annotation, cellular component: membrane. Lineage: Eukaryota; Viridiplantae; Streptophyta; Magnoliopsida; Malpighiales; Salicaceae. The transcript is spliced from 2 exons. Bases 308 to 2272 code for a protein of 654 amino acids.
GCUACCCCGCAACUAGUUUUCCGUAUACGUUUUACUCGUACGUUUCCUAGCUAUUCCUCUCUCUCGUUUUAGCAUAACACGCAUACGAUCCGUGCUCUAUUUUUCCUCCUUCUUCAUUUACACCACGCGAACAAAAUCACGGAAGAAUCUUCCGCUUCUGUUAUAUCAGUGAGAAAGAGAUAGCUGGGCGUAACACUUUUGGAUCGAAGAAGGCAUCACCGGAUCCGGAUCCGAUCUUUCUUCACCCGAACCGUUUGUCAGUUUUCUAGAUUGAUUAGAGUGGCUUUUUACCUUACUGGCAAUCAAAAUGAGGGCGCCCAUGAUCUGCUGGGCUUUCCUUGUGCUGGCUCUGUUUGGGAACGCAUGUAAUGGCUUUUAUUUGCCUGGUAGCUAUAUGCACACGUAUUCACCUGGGGAUGCCAUCUUUGCCAAAGUUAACUCCUUAACUUCAAUCGAAACUGAGCUUCCCUUUAGCUACUACAGUCUCCCUUACUGCCAACCCAAGGAAGGAGUCAAAAAAAGUGCGGAGAAUCUUGGGGAGCUUCUUAUGGGAGAUCAGAUCGAUAACUCUCCCUACAGGUUUAGAAUGAACGUGAAUGAGUCUGUUUACCUUUGUACCACCAAGCCUUUGAGCGAGCAUGAGGUUAAGCUUCUGAAGCAGAGAACACACGAUCUAUAUCAAGUGAACAUGAUUUUGGACAACUUGCCUGUGAUGAGGUAUGCCAAGCAAAAUGAAAUUGACAUUCAGUGGACGGGGUUCCCUGUUGGGUAUACGCCACAGAAUAGUAAUGAUGAUUAUAUAAUCAAUCACCUCAAGUUCACUGUCUUGGUUCAUGAAUAUGAAGGGCGUGGUGUUGAGAUAAUUGGUACUGGGGAAGAAGGUCUGGGUGUGAUCUCUGAAGCUGACAAGAAGAAGGCAUCUGGUUUCGAGAUUGUUGGUUUUGUGGUUGUUCCUUGCAGCGUUAAGUAUGAUCCUGAUGUGAUGACAAAGCACCAGAUGUAUGACAGUGUCUCAUCUGUGAGCUGCCCCUUGGACCUUGACAAGUCUCAGAUCAUAAGGGAACAAGAGAAGAUUUCCUUCACCUACGAGGUUGAAUUUGUGAAAAGUGAAAUUAGAUGGCCGUCGCGAUGGGAUGCUUACUUGAAGAUGGAAGGUGCUCGUGUUCACUGGUUCUCAAUCUUGAACUCGCUCAUGGUGAUUUUCUUUCUGGCUGGUAUUGUUUUUGUAAUCUUCUUAAGGACUGUGAGAAGGGAUUUGACAAGGUAUGAGGAAUUGGACAAAGAAGCUCAAGCACAGAUGAAUGAGGAGCUUUCUGGGUGGAAGCUUGUUGUCGGUGAUGUGUUCAGAGAACCAGAUUGCUCAAAGCUUCUCUGUAUUAUGGUUGGAGAUGGUGUUCAAAUUACAGGGAUGGCAGUAGUUACUAUUAUUUUUGCAGCCUUUGGUUUCAUGUCGCCAGCUUCAAGGGGGAUGCUGCUGACAGGGAUGAUUCUGCUGUAUCUUUUCCUAGGUAUUGUGGCGGGCUAUGUUGCAGUACGAUUGUGGAGAACCAUCAAAGGAACUUCUGAAGGAUGGAGGUCUGUUUCUUGGUUGGUUGCAUGCUUCUUCCCUGGAAUUGUCUUUGUUAUCCUCACGAUACUGAACUUCAUUCUCUGGGGAAGCCAAAGCACUGGUGCAAUUCCAAUCUCUUUAUAUUUUGUCCUUUUGGCCCUCUGGUUUUGCAUUUCAGUGCCGCUCACUCUUUUGGGGGGGUUAUUGGGGACACAAGCCGAGGCAAUUCAAUACCCGGUGAGAACAAACCAGAUACCAAGAGAAAUUCCUGCACGGAAAUUGCCAUCAUGGGUGCUUGUCCUUGGUGCUGGAACCCUUCCCUUUGGGACCCUCUUCAUUGAAUUGUUCUUCAUUCUCUCUAGCAUCUGGCUUGGACGGUUUUAUUAUGUCUUUGGUUUCUUGCUGAUAGUUCUGCUGCUACUAGUUAUUGUCUGUGCUGAAGUAUCUGUGGUUCUUACCUACAUGCAUCUUUGCGUGGAGGAUUGGCGGUGGUGGUGGAAGGCUUUCUUUGCUUCCGGUUCAGUAUCAGUCUUUGUCUUUCUCUAUUCCAUCAAUUAUUUGGUUUUUGACCUACAGAGUUUGAGUGGACCCGUGUCAGCUAUACUCUAUCUGGGCUAUUCACUGAUCAUAGCAGUUGCAAUCAUGUUAUCUACUGGCACCAUUGGUUUCCUUACGUCAUUCUACUUUGUGCAUUACCUUUUCUCAUCCGUAAAGAUAGACUAAAAAGUUGCUAUUGGUGUCUGCUCCUUGUGAGGAAAUUUUCUUGGUUCACAUUUUUUGCAUUUUGUGCUAUAUUGAAGACUCAAAUGAUAUCCUGAAUUCAUCAAGGCCUGUUAUAUUCCGAGAUUAGAAGACAUGAUAGUUGUUUAAUGUUUUGGUUGUUGCAGUUGCUCUAUAACAUCGCCGUUUUUAUUUUUGUUUUCGCUUAGUUGUAAUGCUCUCGAUUGAUAAAAUAAAAGUGCAAAUGGCACCAUGCAAUGCAAUUCCUUAAAA